AUGUCGACAACCGAACACGCGGUCAUUGGCUCGGCUCCGGCGCCCGCACAGGCCGCAUUGAGUGAGAAGGCCCAGCAACACGACGCGGACACGGCCGAGACCAACGGCAAGCCAGCGGAAGCCGGGAAACAGGAAGAGCAACACCAGAAGAGCGAGGAGAAACAAGACAACGGGAAGGAGGAGAAGAAACCGUCGGGUGGCUUUGAUGCCACACCGAUCCCCUCGCGGCCUGCCGGGUACACGAUCAAGAUCAAAUUCCACCGCGCAGAGAAUCUCCCCGUCGCCGACAUCAACGGCUUCUCUUCCGACCCGUACUGCCUCGCCCAGCUCAAUUGCGACACACCGAAGCGGCACAAGGAGGACCCGCCCUUGCGAUGGAGAAGCGCAACUGCCCGCAAGAACUUGGAGCCGGAGUGGAACGAGGAAUGGAUAGUUGCCAACGUGCCUUCUUCAGGCUUCAAGCUGAAGAUCCGCGUCUACGACGAGGAUCCGGCGGACCAUGAUGAUAUGCUUGGCAAGGUGCAUAUCACCGUACCAUCAAUCCAUGAUGGUUGGCAUGGUAUCGAAGAAGAGGGCUACAGGCUACAGGCACGCGAAGGCAGCAGGAGAGCUUAUCUGAUCCAGGCUUUGACCACCUGCUUCAGGGCGAACAAGGCCUUCCACGGCCAUCUGUUCGUGAGCAUUGAGGUGCUGGGUCGAACUCAAGAGGAUGGCCAGAACGGCCGAGUCUACACCGUCGGUCCGUGCAGAUGGGUCCGCCAUUUCAGUCCAAUGCUGGGCCGCCUUGUUAAUAUCAAGGAGCCUGACAGCGAGGAAUCACGGCAACAACCAGCCGCAAACGGCCGCAAUAACGGACAAAGUGGAAGUGAGCAGAAGAAGGCUGAAAAAUAUAAUUUCCAGGCAAAUCAGUUUCAGCUCGAAGGUCCUGUUCCGGCGGAGCUCUAUCACCGCUACGUAGAAUUCAAGCCCUGGGUCUCGCGCAUGUUCACCAAGAGGGGGCUCACAGGUAUGGUCAUAGGCAGUGCUCUCCACCACCAGCACGCUCGUGUGUACAACUUCGGCCGCUCGACAGAAUGGGGCCACUUCCCCGAGGGACCAAGCGAGAAAAUGACCAGGCAGUUUCUCGAUCUCGUCCACUACGACCAAGGGGGCCGCAUCUUCACCUACAUCAUCUCCCUCGACGCCCUCUGGCGCUUCACGGAAACCGGAAAGGAAUUCGGAAUCGACAUGUUGAGCAAACACACCAUGCACAGCGACGUGAGCAUCUACAUUGCUUUCUCCGGCGAAUUCUUCAUCCGACGUCUCAAGCACCCUCGUCGACCCCCACCCCCAGAACCCGUUGAGGAAUCCAGCCAAUCUCAUCCACCAGAGCACCAGCAGAACGAAGAACACCCGCCCAAGGACCUCUCCAACGGCCCACCAGAAGACGACCCCCCACGAGACCCCUCCCACUACGAACUCGUCAUCGACAACGACUCCGGCACCUACCGCCCCAACGCCGACCUCCUGCCCCUCCUCAAACAGUUCCUCGCCCACAACCUCCCCGGCAUCCACAUCCUCACUCUCGACUGCGGCAAAGACGCCGAGCGCCAGCAACAGAUGAAGAAGGAACAGCGCGAACGCAAGCAGAAAGAAGGCGAUCACAUCGUCUACAUGCAGGGUUCCCGAUCGAGUUCGAUCUCCUCUUCGGACGAGGAAGAUCUGGAUCGCAUCCAGGCCGGGUUGAUUGACGAGGGGGCCGUGGAGAGGGAACAUGGGGUUCUCAGUCACGCUGCGAAGGAUGCCAAGUUGACGAAUCGGAGUCGGAUGGAUAAGGCCAAGCGGGAUUACAUGAUCAAGAGGGGAGGGAGGGGGGAGGAUGCGAAUUUGCCCGCUACUAGUAGUAGUUAG
This is a messenger RNA of Lecanosticta acicola, 1890 nucleotides long. NCBI's taxonomy places the organism in Eukaryota, Fungi, Ascomycota, Dothideomycetes, Mycosphaerellales, Mycosphaerellaceae. The record is from the annotation of a GenBank genome assembly.